ACACUCCUUAUAAACAACUAACUAACCUAACACUCUCACUCACUCACUCACACUCUCUCUUUCUUACUCGGAUUUGAUUCUGUUUCUGCAAAACUAACUUAUAAUUUCCAGUUUCUUGAGAUCUUCACUUCACCCCCUCGAAUCUUCCUUCGCGAUCUUUCUCUCUCCUCUUCAGCCCUUACUUAACCUCUCUCGCUCCGCUCUCAUUAAUGGGAGCGGAUAUAGGUGGGUGAGUUUUAAACAUUUUCUCUGAUUUUCUCUCUCUACAUUCAAAUUGGAAAUUCGUGAAUCGUGACCUAGUUUUAAUUCAGCUUUCAAAUUAUUUCAAAAAUAUGGCGCUUGUGGUGUCUACUUUUUGCGGCGGCGAAGAGAAGGAGAGGAGGUCGUCGUCAUUUAGGAAGCCAUGGAUGCUGAAAGACUACCUCGGAGACGAUUUAAGCUCGUGCUCCUCCAAUGGCUUCCGAUCGUUUCCUCGCCGACAAUGCUGCGCCGCGGUUCGCGGCAUUAUCGAGAAAGAGGUGAUUCGAAACGGACGGAAUAACAAUACGAAGAAACGAAUGCUGGUUAAAAACCGGAGCAUUUCGUCGACUCUUCAAAGAGCUUCGAUGGCGGUGAUUAACGCCGUGAAGCUACUUCCGUUCAAUUCCCCGGCGAAAAAUGCAGUGGAUUCCGGCGAAGGAAAGCGGUUUUUGCCGAGAAGCUUCUCGAAGAAGCUGUUUAGGAGAAGCUUCUUCUGGAAGAAAGAGAGGAGUAAUAAUGUGGUGGUUGUUAGAAAGAAGAAGAAGGAUGAUCAUGACGAUGAGAUCGAACGGUGGAUAUCGUCUGGUGUUGUUGGGAAAGAGAAGUAUCAGCCGUCGGAUUUGUCUAAUGAUACGACGGUUACGAUGACGAGUGUCAGUAAUAACAGUGACGGUAAAAGUGAUUCAAGUUGGUCUGAUCUUACGUUUACCUCUGAUAGCUUAACCUGCUCCAGUGAAAACGACACCGUUGAGAGGAGAGAGAAAAUGGAGGAGGUCAGCAAAAGAGUUGGCGUCAUAGCCGGUGAGGAUUCCGUUGAGCCAGCGGUUGCUAAGGAGAAUAUGUGGUUCAAUGAAGAGGUUGAGAAAGAACAAUCAAGUCCAAUAUCCGUCUUGGAUUUUCCAUACAACAACGAAGAAGAAGGUUCCUCACCCUUCACCCUUAGAGUAUCAAGGCUAAAAGGGACUAAAGAAAGGCUUAUGGAAAAGCUUGGAAGAUUUGAAUGUCUAGCAGGACUAGAACCCAUUAAUCUUGAAAGCCUAAUCUCUUCACAAAAGAUAGAAGAUCGAUCACCUAAACAUUCAAUCCUACCUUGCUCAACACCUAGUUAUAUUCUGUCUAGUGAAAGCGAAGAAGAUGAAGAAGAAGACGAAGAGGAAGAAGAAGAAAGCCAUGAAAGCGAAGUUGAAAGACAAGCGCAACAACUUCUUAUCAUUACAAAGUCAAGAAUACCAUCCAAAAAUUAUAACUUUGAGCUAUUUGAAAAUGUACUACUAGAUUUCUUUCGCGAAAAUGUAACACAAAAGGCAAAUGAGUCCUUGUUACAAGCAGCCGAGGGUUGGAUAAACGGACAUUAUGACACAUUAAUAUUAGGGUGGGAAGUGAAGGAUAAGAGGCAAGCCUACAUUAAGGACAUGGAAGAGGGAGGAUGGUGGCCUAGAGAUACGACGUUAGAAACAGAAGAAGUUGCAACAAAGCUUGGAGAUGAGGUUAUGGCACAUUUGAUUGAUGAACUUAUGGUUGAAUAUUGCUCUUCCUAGCUAUGGAGUCCUUUGACAUAAAAUUCGAAAAGAGCGGUAUAGUUAAGUAGAACUAGUACAUUAGUAUUAGCACUACAAAUUUGUGAAUAUUUGCAUAGAGGACUUCUUAUAGUAUUACUUUUGUAGUAUUAGUUUUCAAUAAGAUAGGAGGAGAUCCAAUAGCUACUACAACAAAGAGUUGAUUAUUCCAUGUACUUUGGUUCUUCCUUUUUCUUCAUCUCAAAGAAAAAGGAGGGAGAAAUUUUGAAUUUUAGUAAUCAAAUAGUUUAUUGAAAUUUUA
Molecule: messenger RNA, 2058 nt
Organism: Spinacia oleracea (spinach)
Lineage: Eukaryota; Viridiplantae; Streptophyta; Magnoliopsida; Caryophyllales; Amaranthaceae
Exons: 3
Coding region: 333-1778 (481 amino acids)
Source: RefSeq, a predicted model, not a curated record